This is a messenger RNA of Tupaia belangeri chinensis (Chinese tree shrew), 963 nucleotides long. RefSeq names its product olfactory receptor 6K2. Gene Ontology annotation, cellular component: membrane. The record is from RefSeq and is a predicted model, not a curated record. Gene Ontology annotation, biological process: G protein-coupled receptor signaling pathway. Lineage: Eukaryota; Metazoa; Chordata; Mammalia; Scandentia; Tupaiidae. The transcript has a single exon. Gene Ontology annotation, molecular function: olfactory receptor activity; G protein-coupled receptor activity. Bases 1 to 963 code for a protein of 320 amino acids.
AUGAGGAGCCCCAAUGGGACCACUGCUCAGGAGUUUAUCUUCUCUGCUUUUCCUCAUUCCUGGGGAGAGUCUGUCAUCUGCUUUGUUCCACUGCUCUUCAUCUAUGCUUUCAUUGUGGUUGGAAACCUGGUCAUCAUCACAGUGGUCCAGCUGAAUACUCACCUGCACACCCCCAUGUACUUCUUCAUCAGCGCACUUUCUUUCCUGGAGAUUUGGUAUACCACGGCCACCAUCCCAGUGAUGCUCUCCAGCCUCCUUAGUGAAAGGAGGAGCAUUUCCUUAAACGGCUGUCUCUUGCAGAUGUAUUUCUUCCAUUCCACAGGCAUCAGUGGGAUGUGUCUCUUGACAGUUAUGGCCUUUGAUCGCUACCUGGCCAUCUGCAACCCUCUUCGCUACCCCACUAUCAUGACCCCCAAGCUAUGUACCCAGCUGACUUUAAGUUGCUGUAUUUGUGGCUUUAUCACUCCCCUCCCUGAGAUAGCUUGGAUCUCUACACUGCCCUUUUGUCGUUCUAAUCGCCUCGAGCAUAUUUUCUGUGACUUUCUCCCAGUGCUGCGCCUGGCCUGCACAGACACACAAGCCAUUGUCAUGAUUCAGAUAGUGGAUAUUGUCCAUGCAAUGGAGAUUAUUACAACUAUGAUGCUGGUUUUUAUGUCCUAUGUCGGUAUUGUUGCUGUGAUUCUACGUAUCCGCUCAGCCGAAGGUCGCCGGAAGGCCUUUUCCACGUGUGUCUCCCACCUGACUGUCUUCUUGCUCUUCUUUGGAAAUGUGGCUCUCACAUACUUACGCUUCUCUGCCACCUACUCCUUAUUCUGGGAUACAGCCAUCGCUCUGGGCUUUACGGUGUUGUCCCCGUUCUUCAACCCCAUUAUCUAUAGCCUGAGGAAUAAAGAGAUAAAAGAAGCUAUAAAAAAGCACAUGGGUCAAGUCAAGACCUUCUUUCCUAAAACCAGAGAUCUCUAG